AUGGCGAUCCAAAAUGUUCCAGUAUUUCUUAUCGGCUUGGUGAUGAUCUACCUCCCGACUGCAAAUACAUACGCUUUUGAGAAGACGGCGAGCGACACUCUCCUAGAACAGCAUAAUUCUGGGAAACCGGAUGUUGAAACCAAUAUUGAAAAACGAGCCAUGCCAUUAUCAUUGAAUGCAGAUCUGCGCAUGCUCGCCCGGAUGUUGUUUGCUUCUCAGAGACGUCGUCGAGUAGAUCAAUACGCCCGGGUGAGACAGCAAAUGUCUACCUUAGGAAAGCGAAGCGGUGGUCAUUCACUCGGAAUGAACGACAGAGAUCCCAUUGGAAACGGCCAGGAAAUGUCCCAUCUAGCAGAGCAUGUGGUACAAAACACACAGAGGGCUUCAAAAUAUGAACAUGUAUCAGAUGACGAUAUCGAAAAUGCACAUCAAAAGUUAUCGUUGCUGGAUACAAAUGCAGCUGAGCUUCAGAAGAGGGGUCAAAGGUUAUCGAUAAACGGUGCGUUGUCGUCCUUGGCUGACAUGUUGGCAGCGAGUGGCAGGCGUAGGCUUGAGGAAGAACUCGCCGUCAACAAAGAACGACUUUUGAAACUGGGACGUUAA
Ylistrum balloti is the source of this 603-nucleotide messenger RNA. RefSeq lists its product as uncharacterized. Gene Ontology annotation, biological process: multicellular organism development. The transcript has a single exon. The record is from RefSeq and is a predicted model, not a curated record. Lineage: Eukaryota; Metazoa; Mollusca; Bivalvia; Pectinida; Pectinidae. The coding region runs from base 1 to 603 and encodes 200 amino acids. Gene Ontology annotation, cellular component: extracellular region. Gene Ontology annotation, molecular function: hormone activity.